CCCACCUCCUGGUCACUUUGAAGCACCAUCGGAUUUAAACCAUAAUCUCCCCAGUCCUAGUCCAGCAGUCCUACAGGGUGGGAGGCUGAGUUGGUGCCCUGGGCCCUGGAGGAGGGCCUGGAGGGUGCCUGGAGUCUCCCCGAAUGAGUUUGGGACUGGAGGGGAAGUCGGAAGUUCAGCUGGCCCUGGAAACAGUUAUCCAGACCCUGGAGAACAGUAUUGUGGGGCCAGACCAGGAGAAAGGCCUGGGUGUGCAGGACCCAGCUUCAGACUCUGGGUCCAUCUGCCUGCCUGCCUGCAUCAGAGAAGUUGUCACUCGUAAUCUCUCCCCACUGGGGAGCCCAGCCUCACUGCCGGACACAGAGAUGGCAUCGAUGCUAUCACUGCAAGAGGAGAACCAGCUGCUGCAGCAGGAGCUCUCCCGGGUGGAGGACCUGCUGGCCCAGAGCCGAGCGGAGCGUGAUGAGCUGGCCAUCAAGUACAAUGCAGUCAGUGAGAGGCUGGAUCAGACUGUGCGACUGGAGUCUGGGGAGCUGGAAACACAGGAGCCCUCGGGGCUGGUGCGGCAGAGCGUGGAGCUGCGGAGGCAGCUGCAGGAGGAGCAGGCCUCCUACCGGCGCAAGCUGCAGGCUUACCAGGAGGGCCAGCAGCGACAGGCCCAGCUUGUGCAGCGGCUGCAGGCCAAGAUUCUCCAGUACAAGAAGAAGUGCUCAGAGAUGGAGCAGCAGCUUCUAGACAGAGCCACAGAGCUCGAGCAGCAGCAGCUGAGGGACAGCGAGCAUAGCCAAGACCUGGAGAGCGCCCUCAUCCGCCUAGAGGAGGAACAGCAGAGGAGUGCCAGCCUAGUCCAGGUGAAUGCCAUGCUUCGAGAGCAGCUGGGCCAAGCCAGCUCGGCCAACCGGGCUUUGAGUGAUGACAUUCGCAAGGUGACCAGUGACUGGACUCGCAGCUGCAAGGAACUGGAGCAGCGGGAGGCAGCGUGGAGGCGAGAGGAGGAGUCCUUCAAUACCUACUUUAGUAAUGAGCACAACCGCCUGCUGCUCCUCUGGAGGCAAAUCCUGGGGGUUCGACGUCUGGUCAGCGAGGUGAAGAUGUCCACUGAGAGGGACCUGCUGCAGCUGGGGGGAGAGCUGGCCAGGACCUCCCGAGCAGUGCAAGAGGCAAGCCUGGGACUGAGCUCCGGCCUGCGGCAGGCUGAGAGCCGGACUGAGGCAGCCCUGGAGAAGCAGACCCUGCUGCAGGCUCAGCUGGAGGAACAGCUUCGGGACAAGAUGCUCCGGGAGAAGGAGUUGGCCCAGCUGCAGGCUCAGAGUGACCUGGACAAAGCUGACCUCAGUGCACGAGUGUCAGAGCUGGCCCUGACAGUGGAGCGUCUUCAGAAUCAGAAUUUGGAGAAGGAUCAUCUCAACAAAGCCCUCAUGGAGAAACUAGAGACCCUGGAGGCCCUGCGGCUCCAGGAGCAGGUUGCCAUGGAGACAGAGGACUGUGAAGGACUGCAGCAGACGCUCAGGGAUCUGGCACAGGCCGUCCUGUCAGACAUGGAGAGCGGGGUCCAGCUAAGUGGCUCUGAGCACACAGCGGAGACAUCCAAUGGCAGCCUGCGGGGCCUCUCAGGCAUACGGACCCCAUCCCCAACACAUCGCUCCUCGCCCAGCCGUGGCCGUUCCCCACGGCGAGGCCCAUCUCCUGCUUGUUCUGACUCUUCCACACUUGCCCUCAUUCACUCUGCCCUGCACAAACGCCAACUGCAGGUUCAGGACAUGCGGGGACGCUAUGAGGCCAGUCAGGAGCUCCUGGGCACUGUGCGGAAGCAGCUUAGCGACAGUGAGAGCGAGCGCCAUGCCCUGGAGACUCAGCUGCGGCGGCUGCAGGACGAGGCUGAUCAAGCUGCCCUGGCCCAGGAGGAGGCGAGACGGGAGGCGCAGCGGCUGCAGAGCACCCUUGACCUCCUGACCAGGGAAAAGAACAACCUUGCUGGCAACCUGCAGGUGGCUCAACAGCAGGCCGAUGAGCUGCGACAGGAGCGGGAGAAGCUGCAGGUGGCCCAGGAGGAGCUUCGGCGACAGCGGGAACAGCUGGAGGAGGAGCGGGAGGACUCGGUCCAGGACAGGGUUCGGAUGCGCAGGGAGCUGGAGCGCAGUCACAAACAGCUGGAGCAGUUGGAAGGGAAGCGCUCUGGGCUGGCGAAGGAGCUGGUAGAAGUGCGGGAGGCACUGAGCUCCACCACGCUGCAGCGGGACAUGCUGCAGGCCGAGAAGGCUGAGGUGGCCGAGGCACUGACCAAGGCUGAGGCGGGUCAUGUGCAACUGGAACUUUCACUGACCAAGCUGCGGUCGGAGGAGGCUUCUUUGCGGGAUUCCUUGUCCAAGAUGAGUGCCCUCAACGAAACUCUUGCCCAGGACAAGCUGAGUUUGAACCGCCUCAUUGCCCAGCUGGAAGAGGAAAAGGCAGCGGUACUGGGCCGCCAGAGGCAGGUGGAGCAGGAGGCCCAUUCUGCGCGGGAGGAGCAGGAGCGGCUGGAACAAGAGCGGCUGGAGCAAGAGGUGGAACGGCAAGGCCUGGAGGGCUCCCUGCGGGUGUCGGAGCAGGCCAGGGAGGCCCUGGAGCACCGGCUCCCCACACUGUGCUCAGAGCGCUGCAGGCUGCAGGAGCAGCUGGCCCAGCUCUCCCGGCAGCUGAACGGACGGGAGCAGGAGUUGGAGCAGGCACGGCGGGAGACCCAACGGCAGGUGGAAGCAUUGGAGCGCUCCAGCAGGGAGAAGGAGGCUCUGGCCAAGGAGCAGGCCAGCCUGGCGGUGCAACUGGCUGCAGCUGAGCGGGAAAGCCUUACCCUGUCAGAGGAGGCUAUGCGCCUGCGCUUGGAAAAGGAAGUGCUGGAGGGCAACCUGUUCGAGGUGCAGCGGCAGCUGACCCAGCUCGAGACCCGUCGGGAGCAGCUGGAAGCUGAUGGACAGGCCCUGCUAUUGGCCAAGGAGGCCCUGACUGCGGAGCUGGUGGGCCUACGGCAGCAGAUGGCAGCAGCUGAGGAGAAGGCAGCGCUGGACAAGGAGCUGAUGGCCCAGAAGCUGGUGCAGGCUGAGCGGGAGGCCCAGGCCUCUCUCCGGGAGCAGCGAGCUGCUCAUGAGGAAGACCUGCAGAGGCUGCAGCGAGACAAGGAGGCGGCAUGGCGUGAGCUGGAGACGGAGCGGGCCCAGCUGCAGAGCCAGCUGCAGCGGGAGCAGGAAGAGCUGCUGGCCCGGCUGGAGGCUGAGAAGGAAGAGCUGAGUGAGGAAAUUGCUGCCCUGCAGCAGGAGCGAGACGAGGGCCUCCUCCUGGCCGAGAGUGAGAAGCAGCAGGCUCUGUCCCUGAAGGAGUCAGAGAAGACAGCGCUGUCGGAGAAGUUGAUGGGGACCCGGCACAGCCUGGCCGCUAUCUCUCUGGAGAUGGAGCGGCAGAAGCGAGAAGCGCAGAACCGGCAGGAGCAACACCGGAAUACUGUGAAUGCCCUGACUGCGGAGCUGCGGGAUACGCGUGCCCAGCGGGAAGAGGCUGCCAUGGCCCACGCACAGGAGUUGAAGCAGCUGCUGGAACAGGCCCAGGAUCUGGGCCGGCAGCGGGAGUCGUCCCUGCGUGAGGCAGAAGAACUCCGAAAGCAGCUGCAGCUGCUGGAAGAGGCCCGGGAUGGGCUUCGACGUGAGCUGCUGGAGGCUCAGCGUAAGGUCCGAGAGAGCCAGGACAGCUGCGAGGCCCAGAGGCAGGAAGCAGCUGACCUGCGGCGCAGCCUGGCCGAGGGUGCCAAGGAGCGUGAGGCUUUGCGGAGGUCUAACGAGGAGCUGCGGGCAGCUGUGAAGAAGGCUGAGAGUGAGCGUAUCAGCCUGAAACUGGCCAAGGAGGACAAGGAGCAGAAGCUGGUGCUGUUGGAGGAAGCACGAGCAGCUUCGGGCAAGGAGGCUGGGGAGCUGCGGGCGGCAUUGCAAGAAGUGGAACGCUCCCGGCUGGAGGCCCGUAGGGAGCUGCAGGAGCUCAGGCGCCAGAUGAAGGUGCUGGACAGUGAGAAUGCCAGGCAGAGCCGAGAGCUGACAGACCUGCAAGGCCGCCUGGCUCUGGGCGAGCGGGCAGAGAAGGAGGGCCGGCGGGAAGCCCUGGGCCUGCGACAGAAGCUGCUGAAAGGGGAGGCCAGCGUGGAAGCCAUGCGGCAAGAGCUCCAGGGAGUUCUGCGGAAGCUGCAAGAGCAAGAAGGCGAGUUCAAGGCCCGAGAGCGAGGCCUGCUGGGCUCCCUGGAGGAGGUGAGGAGCGCUGAGAAGCAACAGCUGGACCAUAUGCGCAAUCUGGAACUGCAGCUGGAAGGGGCGCGUGCCGAGUCAGCAGAGCUGGGACUGCGACUGAGUGCAGCUGAGGGCCGGGCACAGGGACUCGAGGCGGAGCUGACACGUGUGGAGUCUCAGCGGCGGACAAUCAGUGCCCAGCUCAGUGGCUUGCGAUCGGCCCUGCGUCGGGGCCUGGGCCUUGGGCGUGCUCCCAGCCCUGCCCCACCGCCUACCCCUGCGUCCCCAGCAAGGGGCUUGCCUGCUGGGGGAAGCCGAGAAGGGCUCAGCAGCCCAAGUGCCCUGGAACGCAGUCCUGGGUCUGAGCCACCAUCCCCAGGAACCGUCCUCUCCCCGGGAUCGUCUGACCUAGACCUAGAAGCGGUCCAGGGAGCCCUCCGGGAAUUCGUGCAGGAGCUGCGGAGUGCCCAAAAGGAGCGGGAUGAACUCCGGACUCAGUCGAGUGCCCUGAGUCGCCAGCUAGCUGAGAUGGAGGCUGAGAGAGACAGCGCCACUUCCCGGGCAAGGCAGUUGCAGAAGGCAGUGACGGAGAGCGAGGAAGCCCGGCGCAGUGUGGACGGGCGUCUGAGUGGGGCCCAGGCGGAGCUGGCUCUGCAGGAAGAAGGUGUGCGACGCAGCGAGCGGGAACGCCGGGCAGCGCUGGACCGAGUGACCACCCUGGAGAGGAGCCUGCAGGCUGCCGAGAGCGAGCUCCGGACCCACCAAGAUAAAAUCAGCAAGCUGAAAGCCAACGAGGGCAAACUGGAGAGCGACAAGAGGCGCCUAAAAGAAGUACUGGAUGCUUCAGAGAGCCGCACCAUCAAACUGGAGCUGCAGCGGCGUUCCCUGGAGGGGGAGUUGCAGCGCAGCCGGUUGGGCCUGAGUGAUCGGGAGGCCCAAGCCCAGGCCCUCCAGGAGCGGGUGGAGUCUCUGCAGAGACAGGUGGCAGACAGUGAGGUGAAGGCAGAGACUCUGCAGCUGACAGUGGGACGUCUGAGUGGGGCUCUGGCUAAGGUGGAGGAGAGUGAAGGGGUCCUGCGUGACAAGGUGAAGGGACUCACAGAGACCCUGGCCCAGAACAGUGCCAGCCUCACCAGCACCCAGGACAAGAAUCUGCACUUGCAGAAGACCCUGACUGCCUGUGAACAUGACCGCCAAGUGCUCCAGGAACGGCUGGAGGCCACAAAGCAAGCGUUGUCUGAGGCGCGGAAGCAGAGCGGACAGCUGGCCGAGCAGGUACAGGCCAUGCGGAGCGAGCUGGCUGACCUGGAGCUGCAGCGGGCAGAGGCUGAGGGCCAGCUGCAGCAGUUGCAGGAGGUGCUGCGGCAGCGGCAGGAGGGUGAGGCAGCGGCCCUGAACACGGUGCAGAAGCUGCAGGAGGAGCGGCGGCGGCUGCAGGAGCGUCUGAGCAGCCUGCAGCAUGCCCUAGCCCAACUGGAGGCUGAGAAGCGGGAGGUGGAACGGUCAGCCCUGCGGCUGGAGAAGGACCGGGCAGCCCUCAAGAGGACCCUGGAGAAGGUGGAGCGGGAGAAGCUUCGCAGCCAUGAGGACACCAUGCGGCUGAAUGCCGAGAAAGGCCGCCUGGACCAUACACUCACUGGGGCUGAGCAGGAGCUGGCGGAAGCCCAGAAGCAGAUCCAGCUGUUGGAGGCUCAGGUGGUGGAACUGGAGCAGAACCACAGCCCCUCCCAGCUGGAACUGCAGCAGGAAGUGGAGCGGCUACGCAGUGCCCAGGUGCAGACGGAGCGUACACUGGAAUCCCGGGAGCGGGCCCACAGACAGAGGGUGCGUGGGCUGGAAGAGCAGGUGUCUACACUGAAGGAGCAGCUGCGGCAAGAGCUUCGGAGGAGCUCAGUGACCUUCUCUUCGCACUUCAACCCCGUGGAGAAAUGAGCCUCUUCUCAGCUGGCAUCCGAGAGAAGCCUCGGCAGGAACCACCACAGAGCCCGUGCCGCUCCCAGCCCCUGUGCUUAGCUGGGUUGAGGAGCUGGAUGACUGUGUAGAAAGGUCGGGCUCCAGAUGUGUCUGUCCCCACAGCAGCUGGCUAGCAUCUGGUCAGUGAGAGCCCCUCAGAUCUGUGGUCACCACCUCACCUCUGCACCCCUCCUGGGAGGAGCCACUGCUGAUUGU
Suncus etruscus (white-toothed pygmy shrew) is the source of this 6413-nucleotide messenger RNA. RefSeq names its product ciliary rootlet coiled-coil, rootletin (gene CROCC). The transcript is spliced from 37 exons. Bases 144 to 6176 code for a protein of 2010 amino acids. Lineage: Eukaryota; Metazoa; Chordata; Mammalia; Eulipotyphla; Soricidae. The record is from RefSeq and is a predicted model, not a curated record.